GAGGUCGUCUGGCCCGCCGCGAAGCAAAUCAGCCUCAUCGACUCCAUCUUCCGCAACUUCUACAUCCCACCAAUCAUAUUCGCUGUGCAGCAGGACGACGAGGGUGCGGAGAAGCGGGUGUGCAUCGACGGGAAGCAGCGGCUGACUUCUAUACUGCUGUUCAUGGACGGUAUGAUCCCACACAAAGACCCCCUGACAGGUGACAAGAUAUGGUACAUCGACAACCCCGCGUACAAGAUGAGGAUGGCCAAGAAGUUGCUGCCCGAGAGAUACAAAAAGAUGUUUCAGAACAAGGCGAUCGUGUGCGUCGAGUACACGGAUCUGACGCCUGAAGACGAGAGAGAGAUAUUCAAGCGCGUGCAACUGGGUGUUGCGCUUACACCAGCUGAAAAACUACGCGUACUGACCUCUCCGCGAGCCGACUUUCUUCGCGAAAUUCAGGAGAACUUCCUCAACAACGAAGACUCGAGUAUGUGCCGCGCGUCCUUCGAGUGGGACCGCAGCCGCGGCUCCGACUACCGCUGUCUGGCGCAGAUGUUCCACUGCAUCGCGGCGUCUCCCAAGGCCUCAAGCAUGCCGCAGAUGGAGAAGUGGCUUUCGCAGGAGGCUCCGCUAGCCAAGCCGUUCCGGGUGGACAUCGAAAACACAUUCAAGGUGUACGAGGCGUUGGUGAGACUCGGCGUGCUCAAUAAGGUGUCCCCCAUCGAGUUCAUCACGAUCGGCAUCCUCAUCUUCCGCACCAAAGACGCGCUGACGUUGGCCAAUCUGGGGGCCGCGGUCACCGCCAUGCGCGCAGAUGUGCGUUCGAAGCAUAGCGACAUCCGGAACAACAACGCGGUAUACGGGACUAUGCGCAAAUUUAUCGAGUCGUACCAGGGACCAGCACUGGGUCACGGGGAGCUGUCGGCCCAAGAUUCCGUGCUGCAGGGCGCGGGCAAGACGGCACUGGGCUCCAAACGCAAAGCAGCCAGGCCGCUCGAAAGCGAUGCCGAAGAGGCAGCGGAAGAUUCUGACGCCGACUACGUCCCCGCGCAAAAGCCCUCAGCUCCGAAAAAGCGAGCGGCCAAGACGACGAAGUCACCGAUGACGCCGCCGAUGUCGAUGACGCCUCCGUCCGCCGUCGCGGCGCCGUCUGUCGUCGAUGUCAUACGGCAAGCGAAGGAGAAGAUCCGCGCGCAGGCAACUGCGGCUUCAGCUUCAGCUUCGGCUUCGGCUUCGGCUUCGGCUACAUCAGCGGCAACGGCCAAUACGAGCGCUAGCCACCCGCCACGACCGCCGCCGCCGUCCCUCGCGCUGCCAAGACGACCAGAAGGCGCACUCCCCCCCUCGUCGCAGCAGCAGAGUGCCAACACCGUCGCCGCGGCGCUGGAGGCGAACCUUAUGUCGGGCACCGGGCCGCGCAGGAUCAAGGUCGAGCCGGGGUCGAGCCACCCGCCUUGGUCCCCCGCCAGCGGCAGAGAGCGGUGGGACAGGCCCGAGCAUGAGCACAAGUACACGGCCCUGUCGACGCCGCACGCGCCAUAUGCGCACGAUUCUGGCAGGGCCAGGCAGCCGCCGCCGCCGCCGCCGCCAUCGAGCAGGGAUCGGGAGCAGGACCGGCGGUCCUAUGACAGUCGCGACUACCGGGACCGCGAUCGCAAUUGGCGGUAGCUGCUGAUACAUAUUGGUUGUUUUAGUUUUUUAUAAUGUGCUCGCAGUUUCUGUGAAUUGCGGGUGUAAGAUAUGCAGACGUUUAAUGAGUUGGUACGCUAGUGACUGAGUAUCACCGUACAUGUUUUGUUUGUUCAGACGAUGACUUUCGGACCGGAGAAACCCUCCUGCGCCAGAGCCUUUUAACUUUUCUGCAUCUCCCCCGUCCAUCCAUCCUCUCGACGACUUCAACCGCAUCCGGUCCCCCAUCAUCACACAUGGACACUAUGAGAAUCGCCAACGAAAACCUGGCCAGCAUCGCAACCGCGCUGGGCUGCACGAGCACGUCGACGGUCGUCCCGCUCGACAGAUUCCAAAACGCAAUCUGCAAGAAAUCGUAGCCAGCGGCCAAGCACGCGACCUCGACUGCGUCGCACGUCGUCUGCAAUUACCGUGUCCGACGCCACCGCUGGGUCAAACUGCAUAUGCGAGAACCAAUCAGCCGCUGGAUCAUGUCCGCUUUGUUGACCUAGGCGCAGUCCGCCAGAGGCAGCAGGUCCAUGGACACGGCAUAGAAAUCGGUGAUCAUGUCCCACGAAGUGCAUGGCAUGUUGAAAGGAGGUGCUGCUCGAACCGGGCAGCAUCCUGCGUGCAGAGGC
Messenger RNA from Mycena citricolor, 2288 nucleotides. Lineage: Eukaryota; Fungi; Basidiomycota; Agaricomycetes; Agaricales; Mycenaceae. The record is from the annotation of a GenBank genome assembly.